Messenger RNA from Penicillium expansum, 531 nucleotides. RefSeq lists its product as uncharacterized. Bases 1 to 531 code for a protein of 176 amino acids. The transcript has 3 exons. Lineage: Eukaryota; Fungi; Ascomycota; Eurotiomycetes; Eurotiales; Aspergillaceae. Gene Ontology annotation, molecular function: ATP binding; protein kinase activity. The record is from RefSeq and is a predicted model, not a curated record. Gene Ontology annotation, biological process: protein phosphorylation.
AUGAGUGCACCUCUCCUCAACCCAGAUCUAUCUUCUAUGCAGUUCAAAGCGGAGAUUGGAAGCUCGCCGGCCUCGUCAAUCUUUGAGAUAGAGCAUCAUGGCAACCGCUAUGCGUUGAAGGUGUUCCAUGACCAUGGUGAUCCCGGAUUUUCAGAAGAUGGUCGCGACCUCAACCGCUUCCGUAACGAAGCCAAGGCCUAUAGCAAUCUUCAUUCCUUUGGCGUCUGUAACAGCGGCCUUGUCCCCAAAUACUAUGGAUCCAUUGAUCGGAUUGAUCCCUCCUGUCACCAACCAUGGCUCAUCAGUUUCUUGGAUGACAAGUUCCAUCCCAGCGCCAUCUUACUGGAAUACCUGGAAGGGUCCGAGCCCCUAAAUUGCGUUAACUACUCGAAAGAGCGCCUAUCUAAGGCGAUGGAAGCACUUGUCCAAGUGCACAGCGCCUUGAUCGUCCACAAUGAUCUUUAUCCCAAAAACAUACUCAUCGAGGAAGAUCAACAGGAGGGCCUCCCUCCCAACACAAAGUAUUACUAG